UGGCUUUUUGGAAUACACCCAUAGUUGUGACGUGAAUAUCAGAAGAAAGUUUUAUGUCGGCACUUUUUCUUGUCUCCUAAUUUUCUUCAACAUUUUGUGUGUUUUGGUGUCUGAAUUCUGUAAAAUAGUCCUGAACUGUUAUGUUCAACUCAACAUGUCGGUGAAAGUGGGCUGUCGUGAACCACAACCCACAGAAAAUUAGCAGGUUCUUCGUCCAUCUGGUUGCUUGUUGCUUUUUUCUGAGCUGCAGUCAUGUCGGAUCCUUACUGGGUCAAAACUGGUGGAUUGGGGGCACCUUAUUACAGCAUGGCACCACCGGCCCAUCAGCAAACUCAUCAGAUGUCCCAGCAACAAGUGCCGCCACAGCAACAGUUGCACAAUCAGCAAUUGCCUCCGCAGCAACCACAGCACCAUCAGCAGUAUCAGAACAUGAGCUGGAACAGUAACACCCCAAAGGCCUCUGUGGACUCUUGGGGUUCUUGGCAUAAUCAACCACAGGCACCUCCAUCAACUAAUAAUGCAGCACAGAACUAUACUUCAUACGAUUAUUCUCAUCAGCCUGUCCAUCCUACUCAAUCACAAGCGAAUGAUACUUGGAAUUGGGGUGUUGAAGAUACUUCCCCAGCUCCUGUCCAACAGCAACCAUCUCUUAACAACAACUUGGACCAGUCAUUCCAGAAUGAUACCUCAUGGAAUUGGUCUGUUGAUCAGACUACUUCUCCUCAAAAUGCUGCAAACUACUAUCAAAUGGGAUAUGGUGGUCAGCAUGGAUAUGUUGACCAGAAUCAAACAUCUGAAAACCAUUUGCCUGUGAAUGAGAAUCUAAGAUAUUCUGAUGGAAAUAUUGAACAGACUAUACAGCAUGACUUGUCCAAUGUAGGUCAGUUUACAAAAUUAGAGGAAGAGUUUAAGACUGAACCACCAGUAGGGAUUUCUGAAAGGUAUGAGGACCAACUUGAACCAGCUAUGAGUGAGACCAGUAAAAAUAGUAUGACACCUCAGUGGUCAAUUGAAAGUCAAGUCAGUCAAGAUUCAGAUGAUAUUUCCUCCAGCCUAGGACACACUGGAGGAAUUUCUCCUACAUCAACCAGUCAAGCUAAAUCUGAAGAUUCAGCUCAGCGUGGUUUUGGGUCUGCAAGUGAUGCUCAAAAUCUAUGGGAAGACACAGAAGAUGAUGAGGAUGCAAUCGAAAAAAAUUCUCUGCUGGACCACAUGCAAGAUUCAAAUACAGCUCAAGUGGACUCUCAUAGCAAUCUUAACCUUGAUGAAACCAUCAGUGCUUUAGAAAAUUUAAAUGUAACAUUAGAAACCUCCCAAACCUCCAAUGCACCUGCCCGUGAAUCUUCAUUACCUCCUUAUUCUAAUGUUCUUGGCUCAACUUCUGAUUCAUCUCUUGGAUCCUCUCUUCCUGGAAGCCAAUUUUCUAAUAUGUCGCCUAUAGGAGGACCAUUGAGUACCCAUCCUACUGGUCCUCCAGCUGGUAUGCCCCCAUCCUCUGGAGGUCCUCCAUCUGGAAUACCCCCAUCCUCUGGAGGUCCUCCAUCUGGAAUACCACCAUCAAGUAUGGCUCCUCCCACCCUAGUGGCAUCAGUUGGAGGAAAUCCUUAUUCGGUAAACCGGUCCGGCCUGAAUCACAAGUCAGCCAACAAAUUGUUUCCUAAUGCUACAAUGUCAAGGCAGCUGUUUGCACCUCCAUUACAAUCAGGCAAUGUUAUUGAAAAUAACAAAUCAAAUAGUGAAACUUUGGCUAAUAGCAAUUUGAUGGACAAUCAGCUUGGUCCUGUAGAAAAUAGAUCUCAGGAGCCUCCAGCUGGGCAGGAAACUGGCGGCUCUACAAUUCCAAGCUCUCAAACUCCACCUUUAUGGCAGGCUCAAGAAAACCACGACAUUGCCCCAAGAUUUGGUCUUGAUCGUAAUCAAUAUCUGGAAACUGGUCAACUUACUUCGCAAACAUCUGAAGAAGAAAAUGCUCCCCCUCCUGGCUUGCACAGACUUGUGACUGGACAAUUAACUGAACAAGACUCUCAGUUAGAGGUUUCAACCCCUCCCCCUGGACUCGAUCGUAUGGUACCAGGUCAAGUAACUGAGCGAGAAGGCUUGCGCAUGGUACCAGGCCGAAUGGAAGAUGAUGACGACGAUGACGAUGAUGAUGAUAUUGAUAGCAAUCUGCGUGGUUCAUCAAGGAAUGCAUCCCGUGUUCCUUCCCGAGAUCAAAAUACGGAGCAUGCUCCAAAUUUAAGACGCAUGAUUCCUGGCCAAACUGAUUCACAGGAGGAGGAUGAGGAAUUACCUAACAUUUCCAUAGGACCUGGUGAUCUUCCUCCUGGGCUCCACAGAAUGGUCCCUGGUGAGUCAAGCAGCCCUGAGUCUCUAGCUAAUCCCACAGGUGCUGCACAGAACAGCCAAAUUAUUUCCGCCUUCCAACCAAUUGAGCCUUGUGAGCAACGUGUUGUUACUGGUGUGUCAAUGGAAUCCAUGCCCCUACCAGUUUCUGCACCAGCACAGCAGGCUAUCAAACUAGAGCCAGUCAGUUCUUCCCCUGAGCAUGUUCAUUCAAGUAGAAACCCUGGAAGCGCUCAGCCGCCUAGUGAACGAAGUGAGACUAUAGGAUCAGAUGGAGUAGAUGACAAAACAGCUGAUAACACCACCAAGAAAAGUGACAGGCGGGCAAGGGAUGAUGUGGACAGUGAAGGUCGUGACCGUGACCGCGACCGUGAACGGGACGAUAGAGACCCCCGAGGUAGGGACUACUAUCGCAGGGAUCGCGAGGACGAGAGGGAACGCAGCUUGUCUCCAAGUGACAGCGGCAGCAACCGGUACCGUGACGACCGGGACCGUGAUCGUGAACGUGACCGUGACCGGCGUUACGACUCUCCAGAAGGGCCAUCCCGUUACCGGGCCGAUCGUGAUCGUACGACCAGAGAAAAAGAUGUAGAGUAUGAUUCAGAACGCCGGUAUCGGUCGUCAAAACGUGAUGGCCAGGUGGACAAAUCCAGAAGAGGAUACAACCGGGAAGAGGAUGAGGCUGAUAGUGAUGAGUAUGGAAGUGAGCGAGAAAACAGGAAGUGGAACCGUGAUAGAGAUGUCGACAGAGAUUUGGACAGAGAUCGAAACAGAGAUGCUGAUCGCGACAGAGACCGUGACAGGGACAGAUUCCGUGAACGUGACAGGUACCGCGAGGGGUACCGAGACAGGGACAGGGACCGUGAACGUGACCGCGACCGUGACCGAGGAGAUAGGUCAUAUGGAGAUGACUAUUAUCGGCGAGGAGAAAGGCGUGUGCGAGAUGAUCCUGAUAAAAGUCGGAGGAGUGGAGGCCGUCGUUCUGAUGACUUCCACGGCUAUGAUGAUGAGUACUACAGGGACAGGAGGUCAUCUAGGCCAUCAUCCAGAUCAGGUUCUGUUCAUGAAUACAGCCAUGCUUAUGAACGAGACUACAGAGAAAAUCGACAUGAUCGUUCAAGUGAUAGACAUGCUAAGCACAGUCAGCACAACUAUCCUGGUGGUUAUUACUACAAUCCUCAAGAAUAUUACCGAUAUCAAAUGUACUAUGCCAAUUUAAGAAAAACAGACCCAGAGGCUUAUGCAGCCUGGUAUAGGAAGUAUUACAGUCAGUAUGCUGCUUCUCAACCAGGGACAUAUGAAGAUCGUGGAAGUUUACACUCAGGCCGUAGCUCUGCCAAUGAAGAACUUAAUAAUCAAAGGUUUGACAGACAUAGAUCACCAAAUAGAUCUCAGACCUAUCAUCUCAAAAGUCCUCAAACUUCAAGCUCUAAUCGUUAUCAAAGCACUGAUAAUCCAUCACCAUUUUCACGGGAAAGUGGGCGGGGAGUUGGGCAUGGAGAAAGCUCUUUGGAUGAAACAAACUCUUCCAUUCAGAGGUUGACUCCAUUUAAAUUUUCAACAGCGCACAUAAAAGGCAUUUUGACAAGGCGAGGACAGUUGCUGAAAGUGCUUCCACACUAUCCUCUUGAUGGUCAAUCUGCAUCAAUAGAAGUCCAUAGUUUGCAGUCGUUGAUCCCACAGGAUGCAAGUCUACAGGAACUGCUUGCACUUCCUGGCCCACUUGUUCGAGGAGUUACUCACAAAAAGACAAUAAUAUUAUACUUGCGCUCAAAAAUGGAGGCUACUCGAACUGAUCCUUCAGUUUACGACCGACAAUCUGUCAUUCUUCUGUAUGAACUUCUUAUCCUGUUAUUAAAACAAAAUGGGAUGAUUGUGGGUACAGAUAUUGCGGAACUUCUGUUGCGCAACGGAGAAAGCUCAGAUGCCGAUGACAGUUGGUCCGCAUCAGGUGGGCCUGACCCACGUGCCCAAUCAACUCCGUCUCCUGCACCUAGCGGAGGAAGUCGUACAAGCUCAGCAAGUGCCACUCCUGCUGCUCAGUUUAUGAAUGUGUCUAUUAGUCAACAGUCAAAGCUUUCAGAAUCUGAAAUAACCAACAAAUUUCGAGAAUUCUUGCUCUAUGGAAAUACUAAGGAAGCUCUUGAAUGGGCCAUGAAGCAUGGUCUGUGGGGUCAUGCUCUUUUCCUUUCAUCCAAGCUUGAUCAGCGCAUGUACCACAGCGUAAUGACUCGUUUUGCCAAUGGCCUUGCCUUGACUGACCCUAUUCAAACACUGUACCAACUGUUAUCUGGCUGGCAGCCUGCUGCUGUGACUUGUGUUGCUGAUGAUAAAUGGGGUGAUUGGAGGCCACAUUUAGCUAUGAUACUUAGUAAUACUUCAUCUCGGCCUGAAAUUGAUCAUAAAGCUAUCAUGACCUUAGGAGAUACGCUAAGUACUCGAGGAUGUCUCCAUGCAGCUCACUUCUGCUACUUGAUGGCACAACAUCCAUUUGGAACUUUCUCUCAAAGAUCAUCAAAGUAUGUGCUUCUUGGGUCAUCUCAUCUCCGGCCCUUUACUGAAUUUGCUUCAACUGAGGCCAUAAUGAUUACAUCUAUCUAUGAGUAUGCUCGGUCCUUGGCUGAUCCUAGUUUUCAUGUUCCCAAUCUCCAACCCUACAAGUAUCUAAUGGCAACUAGGCUUGUUGAAGCCAAUAUGCUUCCUGAGGCAGUUCAUUACUGUGAAGUAAUGUCCAGACUUGUUGUUCAGAAUCCACAUCAGUAUGACUCAGGGUUCAUUCAUGAUAUUGCAGAACUUGGUGAAAGACUGAAGUUUCAUGACCCUUAUUAUUCUACUGGUGGUGACUUGAGUGCUCAAGGGAACCCUGACUGGCUUCUUCAAAUCAGUUCCAUAUCUAAUGAGGGCAAUGUUGAGGUCUCACACUCAAAUAUUGCUAAUUAUAAUGAAUCUUUCACAAGUGCAUCAUCUGGCAUGAUACAGAGUGAUUCUGUGCAUGAUCAAACCUUAACUAGCUCACAUUCCAUGGGCAAUUUUUCAUACAAUCAAGAACCAGCCCAUGAGCAAAUGUCUACAGAACAGCAGCAAGAGCAGUAUUCAUUAGAUCAGAUGCAACAAUCAAUACCUCAAACAGAGCAAAUUCAGCAGCAGCAGAUGUCCUAUUAUUAUGCAGAACAACAUACCUGGAGUGCUCAGGGAGGAGAGCAACCACAAGCAGUAGACCCCAGUUCUUACAGUGCAGAUGGAUACGGUCCAGUGGAGACUGAUCAAAGUGGCUGGUGGAGUGGACAGCAGGAAGAGAUGCCCAGUGUAAACACGGAGUCCCAUGCACCAGUUAUGUCAAGCCAAAAUAAUUUGGAGGCUUACGAGCAAGUUAUGUGGAUGUAAUGAAUCCUGGUGGGGUCAAGGCACCAGUGCCAAGUAGUAUGCCUCCACCAAAUGUAUUCCCUUCAUCUGGUAGCCAGCCAAGCUCUCUUAAUUACUUUGUCCCUGCUGCAGUAGAGGGAAUUGAAAAUGCACCAACUGACUUCCUUACUCCCGCCCCAACUGGUUCUGCUGAAUCUGCUCCUGAACAGCAACCUCUUUCUCGCUGGAGCUCUACAAGCUCUCUGUCUCGUGAAGUUCAGUCCUACACCAGCAGGCGACCCCCGAGCAGGAAUCAGGUACAAACUGGUCCUGCUGGUCCUCAGAUGUUCAACCCCGCUCAGUUUUCCCAACCAACAUUAACAAGUCAUUCUGCACGGAAACGUUAUGCUAACUAAUUAAUGUUUCUAUGCUGUGAGCUACAGAGGGUAGUUUAAAUGAAGGUAAAGUUUUAAUGUUUGUAAAAGCGCAAGAUAGGUUAACUCCUUUUUCAAGCAUGUCAUUUUACCCUUCUAAUUGUGAUACUUUAAAAACAUGUUGUUGUGAGUUUUAGAGUUUGUAUGUGAGUCUUUUUAUGUUCAUCUUAUCACAUUAGUUUGGGGGGAAAGUUUCUGUACAAUUAAGAAAUAUAAAUUUUGUUAAAUAAUAUCUAUGUGUACAUAGAUGCUGAAGAAUGAAUUUGUAAAAAAAAGUGUUGGACAUAUUUAUUUGAAGAACGAAAGGUGUUAUGUAUUUUAGUUCUUUAUAUUUUGACCCAGUUCUCCAUCAGAGGUAAUGCUCAACUAGACCGAAGAAUGAUUGGUCUUGUACUAUCUUGUUCAUUGAAAGUUUGUGCUGCUGGACAGUACAAGUACAGCAUGAAAGAUCUUUACAGAAGGAGCUUUUUCUGGAUGGUAAAUUUGUGAAGCAUCCCAUAUUGUUAGCCCACACUUUUGUUGUUGUAAUGACCAAACUUUAGGGGUUGUCUGCUCCAUGUACCGGUAUUUGCCAAUUGAGUUUGGCUGCCUCCUUGUGUACCGGGCUUGAUGAUCUGUAGAAGUUUGUCUUUGUUUAGACAUCAUUAAUUGUUUGCGAUGUUGUGGAGCUCACAUUCCCUAAUGGUAAGAUAAACGCACGGUUACCAAUGGUAUGAUAAAACCCAAGUAAGUAAACCCAUGUAUAUAAAAUGUUUGUAAAUAAUAACCUUUUCAAAGGAGUAUUCUUCUUUUAUUCUUUGGCAGAGUUGGCUUGAUUCUUCAUUUUCAACUGACUCCCUAUUACAUCCCCUAGCAGUUAAGUAGAAUAAUAUUGUCUUUUUAUCACUUGAUAGUAAGAAUCAUUGUGAUCAUUUUAUGUAUUUUAUUUUUCUGCAAAUACUAGAGCACAUGGUUUUCAUCUGAAGAUAAGUGUUUCUAGUUUUUUGUCAUGUAUUAUGGAUAAACUGUUUUCUAGAUAUGUUCAUUGAAAAGAUCUUUAAUAUCAAUCAUUAAUUUCUUCUUUCACAUAAACAUGCAAGAACAAUGUAUUCUUUUCAAUUGAAUGUUGCCAAGUAGACGCAUGAUCUAUUAGUGGAUAAUGCAUUAUAAAAAUCAUUGUUCUGUGUGGUAUGUUUUAAAAAUUUGCAAUGUCAAGAAACUACUCUACAUGUUUUACUAUAUUGAAAUUUUAUACUGUUGAUUUUGAGGUGUUUUAAUGAAGCUUGUGUUCUUUGUCAGUCUAGUAAUAGUACCAGUUGCAUUGUUUCAAGACUGACAACUGCAUGGUUCUAGUUAACUCAGGGUGCCAAACUUAAGCUCUAACCCUUUAUAUCUGAUUAGCUAUCUGAGAAAUCCAGACAAAUCAUAUAAAAUCAAACAUUAACAUUAAUGUUUCCCUGUCUAAGACAUCCUUGCAUUCUAGCACUGUAUUAUGUUUUCUGAUAGUUUUGAUUCUUGGUUAACAAAAGGCAUUUUUAAGAUCAGCUUCUGCCUUUUGUACAAAUAGGUAAUUCUUUUGGGUCCAGUACAGAGUUAAAAUGGCCAUUAAGGAGAGAGGCUUUAUUGUUGAAUGAAAUGAACAAUUUGCCUCUGUUAACCAUUUACAGUAAGUGUAGUCUUUUGGAAAAUUUGAACAUAGUCUUACAAAUAUUAUGUUGCAAUCAUGGUACUGAAUUUUCACCAAGAUGGAAAAGCAAAAGUAACUGAAAUCGAUGUUUAAAAUAAGCUCAAAGUUUGGGUGUGGUGCAGAGUGUAUUGUUAUAUGGUUUAAAGUUACACAUUUUAUUGAAAAAGAAGUGAAAUAUAAUUAUGUGUUCCUUCA
This is a messenger RNA of Frankliniella occidentalis (western flower thrips), 7980 nucleotides long. RefSeq lists its product as uncharacterized. The record is from RefSeq and is a predicted model, not a curated record. Gene Ontology annotation, biological process: COPII vesicle coat assembly; Golgi organization; autophagy. NCBI's taxonomy places the organism in Eukaryota, Metazoa, Arthropoda, Insecta, Thysanoptera, Thripidae. Gene Ontology annotation, cellular component: ER to Golgi transport vesicle membrane; endoplasmic reticulum exit site.